AUGGCUCUAUCUGGAAAGUUAAUUGGUUAUGCAGAGAUCAGUAAGAAGGGAGAUGUAUUCCACGAUCUCUUCAGGCACAACCCCCAUGAGAUAGUUGCGAUAGCCCCUAAUAAGAUAAUUGAAGCAGUGAAUGAGGAAAACCACAUGGCUGUGUUUAAGGUAAUCGGAGGAGAUUUAGUGGAGGAGCUAUACAAGAGCUUUACAAUCAUAUUGCAUGUUGAACAAAAGGGUGAUGGACAGGUGGCUACUUGGACCUUUGAGUUUGAGAAGCCUAAUGUGAGUGUACCAUAUCCAACUUCUAUGAUGGACUACCUUUGUGAUCUGGUCAAGGACUUGGAUGCCCAUGGCAGCACUAAUUAA
Messenger RNA from Lactuca saligna, 360 nucleotides. The record is from the annotation of a GenBank genome assembly. NCBI's taxonomy places the organism in Eukaryota, Viridiplantae, Streptophyta, Magnoliopsida, Asterales, Asteraceae.